CUUCAUCAACAAGAAGACUGGUUUAAUUUGACGAGAGAUCCCUCAAUCUCGACUACUAGUACUCAGUAGUAGUAUUUCGAUUCCACGAUGACAGCUGAAAUCUGCUGUGAUUGGCCAUCUUUAGUGGCGGCACCAGCACUGCCUUCCUUCCUCCAUCACCACAGCCUUGCGUGUCUUCCUGGCUCACCAUCUUCAUCCAUCCUUCUCUAAACCCACCACAGCCUGUUCAUCCCUGCUGAAGUGGUCUAUGUAUCGUCACUCUUCUCGCAGCUCGGGUCCAUGAUGGCGACCGCUCUCACCAAAGCUGCGAGACUGAAACCCGAAGUUCGUCUGGGACAGGCUAUCUCCGAAUUUCAAGCCGACUGCUCAUCACGGGAGAAGGCCACCCUGCGAUCAUACCAGGCAGCUGGAAUUCCACCAAGUAUCCGUGAUGUGAUGCAGUUGACUGCGGAGAUUAAUCGAUCGGCUGGCCUUCAAGGACGAUGUUUCGGGUCGCGGCUAACAAACAUUCUUCAGGCGGUGCAGGAGUUUGCUGCACUUGGGGACAUCGUCCUGGGCGCCUCGCAGAGCCUCCUGGCCUGUGGCAUCUGGGCUUUGUCCAUCGUCAAGUACUCGACCUAUUUUGAACAGCUAUCCGACAUGCUCAUGGCCGUGGGCCGCUCUGCACCUCGUUACCAACUGAUGGGUGCUGUCUAUCCCAAAUCCCAACGGCUUGGAACAUCAAUGCUGGAAUACUUCAUCACCGUUGUGCAGCUAUGUCAUCAUGUCAUGAAGCUGAGCCGGAAGACAGCCUUCGGCCAGUGGGCUUCUACUUUGACGGCUUCUCUGAAAGGCUACCAAUCCGACCUUGAACUCUGGGCCACCGCCAUCAAAGAAGAAGUGAACUUACUUAUGGUACAGCAAUUAUCCCUAGAAGCUGAGGAUAAUUCAUGGUUCAGGUCUCAGAUCACUAAACGCUUCGAAUCUCAAUCGUACGCAAGAAAGCUGAGGGUGCGCCAGCGGGUAAUGGAUGCUUGUUCUACGUAUGACUAUGAACAGGACUGGAAGCGGAUCCGCAAGCUUGGUACUACGACUAUUCUGGAGACCUCGGCUGUGUACAAGCACUGCAAAGCCCCACAAGAUCCACAAGGGCUACGAUCGCGUACACUCGUGUGCAUAGGCAAGCUAGGAUCGGGAAAGUCCGUCGUUCUGGCGAAUAUGGUGGAUGACCUCAAUUUGGAUGUACGAAGGAAGGCAGUAGUGGCGUACUUUUUCUGCCAGCAUGAUUCGACGCAAAGUCUGGCUCCCAAAACAGUAAUAGGGUCCUUAGCGCGACAACUGUUGCAAUCGGCAAAUGACUUCGAUGCUGCACGCGAUUUUCUCAGAGACAAGCGUUCUCUUGAGGUUGACGAUAUUGUGACUUUGCUAAAGCAUCUACUGCCGACGCAGUUCGAGGCCUUUUUCGUCCUUGAUGGCUUGAUGCACUGCGAUGCGGAAGCGCGACAAGUCAUUCUGACAUCUUUACUGGAGAUCCAGGAAUUUAUCAAGCUGUCACUGUGUGUGUCUGUUAGGCCAGAGCCCGCUGGCUCUUUACAGGAACUAAAUCAGCUUCCGAACCGGCAGUUUCUCUCCGUGGAAGAUAACAAAUCCGACAUCGACGCUUUCAUUAACACCGAGUUGGAGAGAUGUCUUAAAGCCGAAAAGCUUGUAAUAAACGACCCUGCCCUUAUUCUCGAGAUCCGGGAUAGCCUUUCUCAAGGAGCCCAGGGAAUGUUUCUGUGGGCGUCUCUGCAGAUAGAAGCCCUGUGUCUGGAGAGAACAGACGCUGAUGUGCGAGAUGCCAUUGCAAAUCUGCCUAAAGAUCUGUCGGCAUUAUACACCACGAUAUUGAGAAAAUCAAGCGUCUCCGGUGCCACGUAUCAAUCCAAGAUUCUGGAUUUGGUUGCGAUCGCAUGCAGGCCACUGACCACAGAGGAAAUGACAGAAGCCCUUGGUGUCAUUCCUUGGAAGACAUCUUGGGACCCCGCGAGGAGAUUGAAUGACAUGCAUGCAACAUUAAGCUGCUGUGGGAGCCUGCUUACUGUGGAUGAAGAAAGUUCGAGUAUUCGAGUAGUGCAUCAUAGUGUGAAAACAUAUUUAUUCGACCAAACCGGAGGAGGUCUUGAUGCGAAUCGUGCAAAUCAAACCAUGGCAGAGAUUAUCGUCACCUACCUGAAUUAUGAUGUGUUCUCUAGGCACUCCAGCUCGGUGACAGCAGCGGUGAGCUUUGCAUUGAAGCUGCUGAGAUUGAGGAAGAGCAAUGAUAAGGAUGUUGGAUAUAGUCUAAUGCAAUACCUGAAAGCCUCCAGGGCAACUGACAUGGAAUGGUGGCAGGAGCAUAUUUGGUGUCUUGACCCCGAUACGCCAAAUCUACACAAGCUACUGAUAAACCUAUUGGAGGCGCAUGGCUAUGACAAACCGGACUCAUUUGGCCAGACGCCCCUAUCCCAUGCCUGCCAGUGGGGCAGUCUGGGUCUUGUUGACUGGCUCCUCGUCCAUGGUGCUCUCCAUACUGACGAUCUUUCCGGACAUUCCCCGCUCUUCUGGGCCAUCAAUGGGAGACAUAUCGCUGUUGUUGAGUCCCUGUUGCAGAGUGCUGUUUCACCUCUCACAUCUGCAAUACUCAUGAGAGAUGUCGAAAUGACCAAAUGCUUUCUUGGCUGUGACCGGGUAGAUCGGAACCAAAGGGAUCCCGACGGCUAUACCCCCCUAAUAGCCGCUACGCUCCUCAAUUUUGUGCAAGCGAUCCCAAUGUUUCUGUCGGGCCCGCACACCGAUAUCUUUGCCGUGGCUCCAUCUGGAGACUCGGCCUUUCAUAUUGCUGCCGCUAAUCAGAGCCAUACGAAGGUUUUCAAUCUUCUUUUCGAACAAGCGCGGCUAGAGGAGAAGGGCUCUCAAUCAGUGUUGACCGCCAACACAAAAGGAAAGACGCCAUUAUGGCUAGCAGCCGCAAAUGGGAACCUCGAAGUUAUUCAGUCAGUUUGCCAGUACCAGAACAUUAACCUGGACGUGCCCAAUCCUCGCUACAUAGGAAUCGUCAUUUGCCUUGCGAACACGAGUCGUGUGGAUAUAAACCAUCUAGACAAAGCUGGCCUUUCUGCACUAUGGGCAGCGGUGUUCAACGACCACGAAGACGUAGUUCAAGCCAUGAUUACUAUGAAGGGUCUCGACCCGGACCGCAGCGGAGUUGGAGCGGGCACCCCGCUGGAAACAGCCAUCCUUAUGGGCAAGGUUAACAUCAAUCGGCAAGCCCAGGAUGACAUGACGCCCUUGCAGCUAGCAGCCCACGAAGGAUGCGAGGAGAUUGUGGCAAUGCUCGUCUCUAACCGUCGGAUAAUCCAUAAUCGGAGGGGACAUCACGGCGUAACACCACUGUGGACAGCUGCGAGCCGUGGCCACAGAAUCGAUCUGAACUUCCCACGCAUGCAUGGCGAUACAGCGCUUGGGAUAGCGGCAUUUAAGGGACACGUGGAAGUAGUCCAGAUCCUGAUCUCCACCGGCCAAGUCGAUCUCAACCGCAAGGAUCAGAACGGCACAACGCCACUGUGGGCCGCUGCGGAUAAUGGUCAUACUAAGAUUGUUAACAUCCUUGCAAGCACUGAUGGGGUCGAUGUGGAAUGCCCCAACGCGACAGGUACUACGCCGCUCUGGAGAGCUGCAUCGAAAGGCUACUAUCACAUUGUCCAGGCUCUGGUAAAUACUGGCCGAGUGGAUAUCAAUAGUGUGGAUGUUGAUGGUACAGCACCCCUAUUCUCGAUCGACAUCGGCGUGGAUUUGAAUGGCACAUCCCCUGUAUACAAUUCUCACACAGAGCAGACACCUCUGUGGAUUGCCUCCUCUUGCCCUGGCAUCCAGCUCAACCAGCGCGAUAGAGAGGGGUAUACUCCGCUAGGGAUUGCGGCGAAGAUGGGCCAUGCGAGCAUUGUGGCCAUUUUGGCCAGUAUUCCAGGGGUGGAACUGUUUCAAAUUGCACGGCAGGCCGGCCAUGAAGCUGUGGUCAAUGUGCUCAAGUCACUAGAUCACACAUAA
Aspergillus piperis CBS 112811 is the source of this 4047-nucleotide messenger RNA. Its product is annotated as NACHT domain protein. Lineage: Eukaryota; Fungi; Ascomycota; Eurotiomycetes; Eurotiales; Aspergillaceae. The coding region runs from base 280 to 4047 and encodes 1255 amino acids. Gene Ontology annotation, molecular function: protein binding. The record is from RefSeq and is a predicted model, not a curated record. The transcript has 12 exons.